Rhea pennata is the source of this 2762-nucleotide messenger RNA. RefSeq names its product microtubule interacting and trafficking domain containing 1 (gene MITD1). Lineage: Eukaryota; Metazoa; Chordata; Aves; Rheiformes; Rheidae. The transcript has 7 exons. Bases 25 to 777 code for a protein of 250 amino acids. Gene Ontology annotation, biological process: midbody abscission. Gene Ontology annotation, cellular component: midbody. The record is from RefSeq and is a predicted model, not a curated record.
GCUGCCGUUGGUGCCGCGGCGCCCAUGUCGCGGGCCGGGGGCGAUGCCGCCGCCGCGCUGGAGCGCGCCGGGGCGGAAACAGUGAGGCGGGCGGUGGAGCUGGACCUGGCCUCCCGCUUCCAGGAGUCGCUGGUGUGCUACCAGGAGGGCAUCGACCUGCUGCUGCAGGUGGUGAAAGCUACGAAAGAUGAGGUGAAAAAGCAUCAUUACCGGCAGAAAAUAUCGGAGUACAUGACCCGAGCUGAAGAUAUUAAAAAAUAUGUUGAAAAAGAGAAGCAAGAUGGCAAAUACCAUAAGCAAAUUAAGAUAGAUGAAAAUGCAACAGGUUUCAGCUAUGAAAAACUUUUCCAAGAGUACCUUAAUGAGAUUGUUACUGAAGUUUGGGUGGAAGACCCUUACAUUAGGCAUGUUCAUCAGUUGUAUAACUUCCUACGGUUCUGUGAGAUGCUAGUUAAAGGGCCCUGCAAAGUGAAAACAAUUCACCUCCUCACUUCCUAUGAUGAAGGCAAUGGAAAGGCUCAACAGAUAAGUGGCUUGGAAGAAAUAAAACAGUCAUUGAGGAACCAUGGAGUAACACUGAACAUCUCUUUUUCAUCUUCAAUUCAUGAUCGAGAAAUUAGAUUCGACAGUGGAUGGAUGAUCAAGAUUGGAAGGGGACUUGAUUAUUUUAAGAAACCACAGGGUCGUUUCAGCAUUGGAUACUGUGACUUUGAUUUGCGGCCUUGUCAUGAAACCACAGUGGACGUCUUUCAUACAAAACAUACAAAGAAAACAUGAUCACUGCUUUUAAUGAGUGUUCUUAACAGUACAAAGAUGUAAGACUGUAAGGUACUACUUGAAUCCAGCUCUCCACCAUCAGAAGCAACUCCAUAAUACCUACUUAGUCUAGCACUGGUAUUUUUAAGAAUAUUUGAGCCUUUUCCAGUCUGAGGAAUUACAGUUGUACAAUUCCCAGUGUACAUAGUUCUUCCAUAAUCGUAACAAAUAUAAUCCAUGUCUAAAUUUGAGCUUACAGGGAAGCAGUUUUGUAACAGACCUUUAAAACAGUCUCUCAAAGGCCUUUUUUUAAUUAUGAUUUCUAUUUUUACUAUUAAUUUUGUUUCAAUUAUGCAAAUUUAGGGGUUUAUUUCUUCUUUUCUUUAAUUGCCCACCUCAUAAACAUAUGAGGCUGAGCUGUAACUUCACCUCCUCUCUCUUCAGCCGCCUUUUUCUUUAAUUCCUGUAUUCUAGUCAUGACUAUAGUUCUCCUGUGCUUUGGUUGAUCCUGUAAUAUUGGAUUUCACACACUACCGGGAAUCCCAACUCUGACAUUCUAUUGUCAGAAUUUUGCAUACAGAUAUUGUAGUGUUCAGUAUACAACCACUUUAGAAUCUUUUUGUGCGUCUCCACAUGACAGACUUUCAGCUGAAAAGAGUACAAACAAUACACUGACUGUACUGUUUUUCCCUCUUGUUCCUGUAUGUUUGUUCCAUGCUGCACUGUCAUCUACCUUAUUUCCAUCCUUCACUUCAGACAUGGAGAGAUUGUAUCAUCCUCUCCCAAUCUUUUUUCCUGAGUUUCAAGUGUAAAGUUUGUCCUGCUAAUCAUGCCAAUCUCAAUUGCAAUAAGCUAUUUGCCUGCUACUAAGAUAGUUUCCUUAAAAACAAAAUUUUAAUUAAAAAUAAAAUAAGAGGUUUUUUAAAUUUUUUGAAUCCAAAAGUCAGAUACUCUGAAACUUCCUUGUCAAUGAAGAUCCUGAACAAUAUGCUAAUUGAAAGACAAAAAACUUUUCUUAUGUUCACUUCAUCCUCUAGAAACAAGAAGGUGUCAUCCAAGCUGCUACCUUUCUCACCUGAUAUGAAGUUUCUUCAUCGUUGUUAGGAAGAAUCCAGCAAAAUGGCAUAUUUUGACAUGGAAAACAGACAGUAACAUCUUCCAGGUCUUUGCAGCCCCAGGUCUGACAGGUGCCUUAUGCUUUCUCCAUCUUGUAAUCUAUUCUAGUAGACAGCCCCUGUGAUAUGGUCCUGUACGAGUACAAUGGAGAGGCAACCCUGGUGCUCCCUCUUUUGCCUGUUCAUCACCAGAACUUUUAAUAUCUCUGUGCUUCCCUUUCCUGAUGGCUGAUGAAUUCCUUUAUCUGUUCCUUUUGAACUCGUUUCAUUCUUCCUUCAGCUCCUGUAGGCGAAUGCUGCUAUUCUUUUAGUGCUACCUCUAACAACUAAUCUAUUCCUCAGCUAUCAAGAAGCAGCAGAGCUGGCCUUUGCCUUGUUCUCUGGGGCACAGUUUGCCAGUGGUCUGCCAUCCUUAUCCUUUUGCAUAAUAAUGUCUCAGCCUUACAGUGUUAUGUCUUUUUUUCCUCCUCUAUAAUAUUGUCAGACCUCUGUUUGAAGGCCAUAAUUGUUUUCAUUUGCAUUUCUAGUCUCUUGAUCAUUUGUAGAAUUUGUAUCAGGCAAUAUUUUAUUAACCUUUUCUACCAGAAAUAGUCUGUGCAGAACCACCUCUGUCUGGCUAUUUUCUAUGUUAGUGCCAUGCUUGGAGUUUUCUCUAUUGUUGCUGUAUGUUCAUUAUCCUUACCAAGAUGAGGAGGAGAGGGAAUAAAAAAAAAUACUGUAUGUACCAUGGAAGCUGUUUACUAGCAAUCUGUCCCUCUAACCAUCCCAGAGAAAUUCUGCAGCUUGGUGCUGUGAUACUAGUUUUCCAGUCACUGUCAUGAGUUUCAUUCAGUUGUGUAUAAUGUAUACUUAUUUUUUAAUGUGAAUAAAGGCUAUUUUUUAUUAUUUGUA